AUGGCCGUUGCCCGGGACCCCAAUCUGCCUGUGACGCGUGUCUUCCAACGUGGAAUAAACGCAUUCAAAGCUGGGGACUAUCAGCGCGCAAUCCAAUGCUUUGAUCAAGCUUUCCAGGCCUCCUCAUCCACUGAACCUAUCGCCCUAAGAAUCAAUAUUCUCGACAGUCGGGCUGCUGCUAAGGACAAACUGAACGAUCUUAGGGGUAGCUUGUCAGAUUCGAAAAAGGUGAUUGAUCUGGCUCCCGAGUCUCCCAAAGGGUACAUCCGUGCUGCUCGUCUUUUCAACAAGAUCCAGAGAUUUCCGGCCUCCAUAAAGAUGUUCGAGCUGGCCGUCUCCAAGCUGAACUCGAGUCCACAAAAGAACACGCAAUUGAUAGAGGCAAGUGAACAAGACUAG
This is a messenger RNA of Puccinia graminis f. sp. tritici CRL 75-36-700-3, 399 nucleotides long. RefSeq lists its product as uncharacterized. Lineage: Eukaryota; Fungi; Basidiomycota; Pucciniomycetes; Pucciniales; Pucciniaceae. Gene Ontology annotation, molecular function: Hsp90 protein binding. The transcript is spliced from 2 exons. The coding region runs from base 1 to 399 and encodes 132 amino acids. The record is from RefSeq and is a predicted model, not a curated record.